Messenger RNA from Saprolegnia parasitica CBS 223.65, 1122 nucleotides. RefSeq lists its product as hypothetical. The coding region runs from base 1 to 1122 and encodes 373 amino acids. Lineage: Eukaryota; Oomycota; Saprolegniomycetes; Saprolegniales; Saprolegniaceae. The transcript is spliced from 6 exons. The record is from RefSeq and is a predicted model, not a curated record.
AUGGCACCGCCAACGUACAAGGACAAGACGUACCUCUAUGUCCUUCCUGAGCAAGUCCCUGGGGCGCAAAAGACGCUCAAGUGCCGAACGAUCGCGACGAAGGCUGUUCCGGCGGUGGAGUUCGAGGUCCCGAAGAACGACUGCAAACUCCAGAUCGUGACGGCGAAGGAAGCGACGACAGCCCCUCUCGGUCACUGGCUGUGCCAGUUCGUCGUUCUCGCGCAUGAAGGUCGUGCCUUUACCGGCCAAGUGCAAGCGGUUCAUGUCGAGGACGAGAUGUUCACGGUGGUGUGUGCCCACCAACGCGUGAAGUUUGACGUGUCCCUCACGCCGCCAGAGGAAGCCGAGAAACGGAUGAAGCGAGCUCGGCGCAUCCACGCCCGUAUCGAGAAGCGCAUCACGGACCCAGCUGAAGGGUCGCGCGACUUGGCCGUCAUCUUGGCAGAAAUCAUGCCCGACGGCGAGGAAGUGCCGGCAACUAUCGAUCUGGUGUCGCCGGCGACAGGCAAAAAGUCACGGGUGUCGGCGCAGCACGUGGUCGACCACCUUUUCUAUUCUGUCGAAGGACGCAAAGCGCCUGAAGAUGGCUCGGUGGGCGACCAGUACUGGGAAGACCCCCGUUUCGGGGACAUGGGCGACGACGAACUCGAGGAACGCCCCGAAAGCGACCAUCCCGGGUCAAGCGACUCGGAGGUCGCAAUGAGCGACGAUUCAGUGCUGACCCGGCGGUCGGUCAGGCCCGUCAACACACCUAAGGAACCGCUCAAGCGACCCAGCGGUGUUGCUACGCCUGACAGCGGUGUGUAUUGGGAAAACGGCAACCAGCGGUCCGAAGCCAUCGUCGUGCGGGCGCCUCACCCGUCGGACUCGUCGCCAGCCGGUCCACAGACGCAAUUCUGGCGUGGCGAUGACGCGGAGAUGGACUGUGCUCUCGCCCACGCGCGCUAUCUCGCCGGUUUCGGCGACGCUGGCCCGGCCAAGCGUCCGCGAGCGGAGUUUAACCCGAAUGCAAUCGAGAUGGGGAUCCACUGUCUGGCCUUGAAGCCGAAGGUCAUCGCGUACAUCAAGAAGUCGCUCGGUGGUUUCAACUCCAAGUUCAAGCGCCUGGAAGCGUCGACCUGA